UACCCCUUCAGUUGAUAAUUUGUGUUGGUCAACAACGCAUCGAGAACCUGGAAAAUACCUCUAACGACUUAUCAUAUAAUAACCCACGACUGUCAUCACCAUGUGCAACGCUCUCUGUGAAUGCCUCAAAUGCCCCGGCAAAGUGGUUUGCUGCUGCUGCUCCUGCGCCUGCAAGAUGCUUUUGAGCAUCGUGUUUUCUGCGCUUCUUAUGGUCGUGGUCAUCGGAUUGAUUGUCUACUUCACCGUCUACUAUCACAAGGAUAAGGCCACUGACGAGGUGCGGAAUCAGGUCGCUAAAAUGGCGCCAAUUGUAAAGCGCAGCAUACGCGACUACUUUAACAAGGAAUACUGAUCUGAGCACAUGAAUUUAUACUUUAGGCUAUGUUAAUAAUAACUCCGUUAAAUCGAAACGAACCAAAAACCAAAA
Molecule: messenger RNA, 427 nt
Organism: Drosophila takahashii
Lineage: Eukaryota; Metazoa; Arthropoda; Insecta; Diptera; Drosophilidae
Gene: mex1
Product: midgut expression 1
Source: RefSeq, a predicted model, not a curated record